Messenger RNA from Protopolystoma xenopodis, 558 nucleotides. NCBI's taxonomy places the organism in Eukaryota, Metazoa, Platyhelminthes, Monogenea, Polystomatidea, Polystomatidae. The record is from the annotation of a GenBank genome assembly.
AUGUGUUUGUGUGCACGCAAUACCGAGUGGUGGAUGGUGCCAAGAAGUCAUAAUGGCAAAAUGGCGUCUGGCCUCCACAAUGGCGGUUUCCACCUCCAUGGACCGGUUUAUUCUCCUCGUCUCGGUGGUGCAGGUGGUGGUGUUGUUGGAGCUGCUCAUGUUGACCUUGAUUCAGACAAGGACGCUGGUGCUGCUGACCGGGGUGCCGGUGGUAAUGCUGAUGAUAAUGCCGACUUUGGUGUAAGUGAUGCCGGUGGUGGAUCAGGUGGUUGUUCAAGUUGUGCUGGUGAUGCUGUUGGUCUUAAUGGUUUCGCUGAUGUUGAUGCAGAUUGCGGCGAUGCUGGUACCAAUCGGUUUGCUAGUCAUGCUGCUGACGUUGGUGCAGAUGAUUGUGCCGGUUCUGCUAAUUGUGGGGCUACUGUUGGUGCUAAUGCUUUUGCGAAUGUUGAUAGCCGCCAACCUGCCUUCUCUUCGCACGACUUUACCGCCUUGACAGGCCACUUGGCAUGGCAACACGACUUCGAGACCAGCUCAACUCUGCCCUCCGCAAGAAUGUAA